AGUAUGUAGACCAGCAACAAGUCCAGCUUUUACGGUUUCAACAGAGGUUUCCUGCUGGCUGGUGUGUGGUGAGUCCCGGAAACCUCAGUGCCCGCAGACUUCCCUUUGUGGGGAGCCCGCCCAAACUCCAUCCUUUGCUGGUGGCCACGCCCCACAGUGGGAAGGAGGGACUGAAAAGCAUUUCCUUGAGGCUGGCACACCUUGCCCUAACCAAACCGGUCAUUUCUUUCUUUUUUCCUGGCUGGACCAGUUCCAUCUGAAUCCCGAGUGACCCGAGGAGGGACACGAUGAAUCCUUGCUGGAAGAGGAAGCUGUAACUAUCGCCUUUGAAGAACACCUUUACAUUCUCAUUAAUUCUCACUAGAGUCCUCUGAGAGCGACUAAAUCCUUGGGAAUUAUUCUCAGCCAUGCUCUGUGCAUUCUCUGUGGGUCAAGCAUAGAAGUGGACAGCUGUCUGGCAAUGGGAGAUGAGAAGGGCAUGACACGAAAGCUACUGGAAUGCAGUCUCAGUGACAAAUUGUGUGUUGUCCAGGAGCAUCAGUAUGAAAUCAUCAUCAUCCCAACCCUCCUGGUUGGCGUGUUCCUCAUCCUUCUUGGGGUCAUCCUGUGGCUUUUUAUCAGAGAACAAAGAGCUCAACAACAGUCUUCUGGACUCCGAGGCAUUGCCCCCAUGCCUCCAUCAAGAAGCCUAAGCUGGGAAGCAGCAGGACAUGGAGAAAGUGUGUUUGUGCCACUUAAGGAGACAUCGUUGGAAAGCCUUCUACAAACUACCACACAUGCCCUAACUAAGCUGCAAGUGCCCCGGGAGCAACUCUCUGAUAUUCUGGAGAAGAUCUACAAUGGUAGUUAUGCAACCAUCUAUCGAACCAAGAUGUACACUGGGGACCCUGCUAAGCCCAAGAGUGUUGUCCUCAAGGCUUUAAAAGAACCAGCUGGCCUCCAAGAGGUGCAGGAUUUCUUAGGGCGAAUCCAAUUCUAUCAGUACCUGGGGAAGCACAAGAACCUGGUACAGCUGGAAGGGUGCUGCACAGAAGAACUGCCACUCUAUAUGGUAUUGGAGGAUGUGGCCCAAGGGGACCUGCUCAGCUUUCUCUGGACCUGUCGCCGGGAUGUGAUGACCAUGGAGGGCCUUCUUUAUGAUCUCACAGAAAAACAAGUAUAUUACAUUGGGAAACAGGUCCUUUCAGCUUUGGCAUUUCUCCAGGAUAAGCAACUGUUCCAUGGGGAUGUGGCAGCCAGGAAUAUCCUGAUCCAAUGUGAUCUUACUGCUAAGCUCUGUGGGCUGGGCCUGGCUUAUGAAGUCUACACUCAAGGGGCCCUCUCUUCUACUCACACUGUACCUCUCAAGUGGCUCGCCCCAGAACGGCUUCUGCUGAGACCAGCUGACAUCAGAGGAGACAUCUGGUCCUUUGGAAUCCUGCUCUAUGAGAUGGUAACUCUAGGGGCACCACCAUAUCCUGAAGUCCCUCCUACCAACAUUCUACAGCAUCUACAAAGAAGGAAGAUCAUGAAGAGACCCAGUAGUUGCACACACACUAUGUAUAGUCUUAUGAAGUCCUGCUGGCGCUGGAGUGAGGACAGCCGUCCCUCACUUAGAGAGCUAGACUCACGCCUCGAAACUGCUGCUCGAACUGCAGAUGACAAGGCUGUGUUGCAAGUACCAGAGUUGGUAGUGCCUGAACUGUAUGCAGCUGUAGCAGGCAUCAGUGUGGAGAGCCUCUCCUACAGCUACAGCAUCCUUUGAAGAUCCCAGGACAAGAAACAUUUAUGAGUGAUCGUAAACUCUUGGAACCAAUUCCUCCAAGAGCAGAGAAUAGACUUUCUAGUGGGACAUAAAGAGAGAAAUGGGACAUGGAUCUUGGAUCUUCCCCUACAUAUUCCCUAGAUACCUGAAAUGAUGCUGGAUGAGGCUCUACAUACCAUAUGACCUUGAGACUGAGAAAUACAGUUUCAUUUCUGCUGUACCAAUCCUAAAGACCCAGGGUAGAAAUGGUGGGUAAUGUCAUUGCAAAGGAGGUUUUAGAAAUCUGCAGUAUUUGUUGAAGCAUGGCACAAAUAAGCAGGUCCCUCCAACCACAGGCUAGCUUCCUCCUGAAGCAUGCUUUUAUCUCAACUAUUAGAAGGUCCAGAGAAAUUGGAAUCAAAUGAGGGAAUAGAAAGCCAGUAAAGAAGUUGAUGAAAAAGUAAAUUAAAGGUUUUAUUUGCUAAGGAGUAUAGAUGUGGACCAAGUUCAUCCUUCAAAAAGAAAGAGGAGGAAGUACAUAAACUUCUUCAGUUCUGGUCUCUUCAUGCAGGGCUGGAGGAGAAUAAUGAAGGAAUACUUCUGAGUUUUCUAUUGGCUAUAGAUAAGAGAAAGAUGGUCCCUUUUAUCUAAUUCUGAGAGAGUGGUACCCUGUUGGUACUACUUUUAACUAGAAGCUGGAGGGGUCAGUUCAUGAUAAAGAACAUUCAAUAUGUAUUGUUCAUUGGCUAGCUUCCUGGUCUCCAUAAGACUAUGGAAACUGAGCCUAAGAGUCAGUUUGGUCAGUGAUGAAUAUACUAUGUGUGUAUUUAAUAAAUAGGAACUGUGGAAACCAAGCAAGAAUGCUUAGUAAGCCAGAAUGUCUUUAACAAGGGCUAAAAAAGGAUACAUACUGAGAUGGAAAGAUGGUAGCUUCUGAUUUUCAAUUAUGUACUGAUGUACUGUGAAACAUUUCAUUAAAUUAAUAUUUAUUGAGUGAAAGUAGGCUUUUUUAGUAUACGGCUGCCAAAAUCUCUACAAUAGAGAGGAUAAAAAUAAUUAAAUGGAAAUUAAUGUCAAUAGAAAAAUUCAAGAGACAAUCUACAUUGUCACAAAAGGGAUUCCUCAUGUGUAAAAUGGGGAUAAUAUCUACCUCACAGGGUUGUUGUGAGGAUUGAAUGAGAGUAUGUCUUUGUACAGUAUUUGGCACAUAUUAUGUGCUCAAUAAAUGUCAGUUUCCUUUCUUUUCCCCUUCCUAUCCUAGAAGCUUUCAUAUCUUUUUAAUUUAAAAUCUACUAUGGCCAAGAAGAGAAGCUCAGUCUGUCAGUCACACUGCAAAGCAGACAUGGCUAGAGAUGAUGGUGUGGUGCAAGUACCACAUGACUAAAAUGAUAAAGUCAUCAUUUUUGUGUGAGCUUCUGGAUGAUGACAGUGGUCUCCUACUAUUUCAAAAUACUGAAAUAUCAUGAUGAUGACAAUUCAGUAGAAUGUGUGAUCUGUGAUAUUAAAGAAUACUCUGGGAGGGACAUUUACGGCUGCUGUAGGAAAGAUGACUGGCAAUUAAAGUUUUGUAGAAGUCAGAUUCCUGAUGGAGUCGUGAUGAGUCAUCCAACUGAACAAUGAUCCUUGCACUGAGGGAAUACCAUAAGGACCAAUCAGGAUUUAAAUGGGUGGUAAGCGGCAGUAGGGAGGAGGGAGGUGGAGUGGCUUGGCACAAAAUGAUAAAGUCCUGUGGAAUUUCAUUGUUGCUUCUUGGCUGUUCAUUGAAGUCAAAUUUAUAAAAUAUUUAUUUAUUCAACUAUUUUUUAAAAGUUGUGUGUUAAGGCCAUCUGUGCCAGACACUGUGUAGGUGUUAGAUAACAGAAACAGCUUUUGAUUACAGUCUAGAAAGUAAGAGAUUAUAUACAUAUUUGUGUGGGUAUUUGUUAAUCACAAAUUGUGGUAAGGGCUAUGAAGGAAAAGUAGAGGACAGUAGAAGGGAGUAUAAAGUGAGGCCCACCCUGAAGAAAUGGCAUUAAAGCUGAGACCUUAGAGAUGGGUAAGAAGGCCUCACAAAGAGUGAGGAGAAGAGCCUUCCAGGAGAAGGACUGUGUGUGUGAAAACUCUGAGGCAAGAAAAAAGCAUAGUUUAUUUGAAGAACAGCAAGGAGGUAGGUGGGGUGGGGGCAGAGUAGGAGGAAAGUGACGCAUAAUGAAACAGAGCAUUGCUCUUCCAUACUAUGUGUUAACAUUAGUUUUGGUAGGUGGGGAAGAAGCAGACAUUUGCUAUUUUAAAUUUUUACCAUAAUUUUGUUUUUCUGGAUAUAGCUCUGGAAAACUGAAUACAGUAAUCAUUUAUUCUAAGAAAACUCAGUCUUUUCCCUCACGUGGCCAGGGUUUUUCCAAAAGGUGGAUUAUAUUUCUGGUAUCUUUGAUUUAUCAGCUAAACUCGAUAUUUCCAAGCUAAUGAAUGGAAAAGAGAAUUGAAAUAUUUACCAUUUAAUCAUGUUGAAUCCCGAUUAGGAUUUGCUUUAUUGCUUUGAUUUCCCCCUCCCCCAAUCUUGUUUUUCCAAUGUAUUUGUUUUCUUAAAAAAAAAUUCCCGCACAGCUGGGAACUGAGCAAAUACCCACCUGGAUACAGUGUCCAGUUGAAACUUGACAAUGUAGUUUAACUUAGAAUAGUGUGAACUAGUAGUUUUCAAAUCAUACUUAUACAGAACAGUGUUUUUCAUGCUAGAUUUAGGUAUUUUGUUGUUAAAAUUGAAUAAUACAGAUUUUUUCACCAUUUUUAAAGAAAAAGUAAGUUAAUGGGUAGAAUUUUCUUAAUCUUAACCUUGCUGUAAUAGUUUUUAUGAAAUUUUUGCUUUACUAUAAGUUAUUAAAACAAAUAAAUAGGUAGCAAAUACAUUGGAAGACUGGGAGGAUAGCUUAUUAUGCUUAAUUUAGUGGACUGUUUUUAUUUGUUUUGGACAUAAAUAUUAGUGUUUAUGCUAUUUGUUAGAAGCAUAUAAUAUUGUCAUAUGCUUGAAAAGAUUAUUAGUUUGAAUAAUGGAAUUAAAUAUGUCAUCAUGUCAUAAUAAUCUAGCAAUAGCUCCAAGUGCUCACCAUAUAUGAACAUAUCUGAGAGAUAAUGGUGUGGAAAUUUUGGUGUUUCUGCAUGAUGGUGGUUCUCUUAUUAAAAAAGUAAUGCCACUGACUGGUUAAAAAGACAUGUACAGUUAAAAACUCCAUAGAAAAAUCUAUUAUAGAAGAGAGGAGAGAAAGCUGGGUGGAUGGAAUAAAGACUGAAAUAGACCAUUUCAUUCUGACAUUUAAAAAAAUUUUAAAUUACCUUAGAAUGUUGUUUUAGACCAUAAAAUACUCUUGAUUUACUACUCUGAUCCAUUUAAUGGAACAAGAUAGACCUCACAGCUUUUGUUCUGUAAAUACAAAAUCAAAACUAUUCAAAAGCUACUGAUAAAAGAAUGAAAACAAAAAAAUAUCUUCUCUAGUGUUUAUCACAGGAAAGUCAGAACAUUUUUCUGAAAAUUAUAAUUAAAAUUAUUUGAUAAUUUUAAAUAGACAAAGGCAAAAAAAUAGAACAGCCAUGAGAGAUCAAAGGAAGAGAGAAUUUUAGACACAGGAAAAAUCAGCAGAACAUUUUAAAGGAUGAAGUUAACAAUUAUAAGAAAGAAUCAUCUCUGACCCUAGCCCUCUGACUUGAUUAUCACCAUGAAGCUGAAAGCAAUAAACUUUUAAAAACUCUAGUGGGGAACCAUUAUUUUGUCAAUGAAUAUUAUGUACUUGAUUAAAUCACUAAGCCCUAA
Messenger RNA from Equus caballus (horse), 5504 nucleotides. RefSeq names its product serine/threonine/tyrosine kinase 1 (gene STYK1). Gene Ontology annotation, biological process: cell surface receptor protein tyrosine kinase signaling pathway; protein phosphorylation; multicellular organism development. The record is from RefSeq and is a predicted model, not a curated record. Gene Ontology annotation, molecular function: transmembrane receptor protein tyrosine kinase activity; ATP binding. Lineage: Eukaryota; Metazoa; Chordata; Mammalia; Perissodactyla; Equidae. Gene Ontology annotation, cellular component: signaling receptor complex; plasma membrane.